Messenger RNA from Racocetra persica, 692 nucleotides. The record is from the annotation of a GenBank genome assembly. Lineage: Eukaryota; Fungi; Glomeromycota; Glomeromycetes; Diversisporales; Gigasporaceae.
AUGCGCAUAAUGAAAGUACAUCCAAUUUUAAAGACCUCAGUAAUCUUGAGUUUGGUGAAUCAAUACAUGGUCUUGAGUCUGAUGAGCUGAUAUAUGAUCUUGAAUUUAAUAGACCAACGUAUGAUUCAGUAGUUGUUGUUCAAGAAAAUAAAGAUGUCAGAUUGGACUGUUCUAAAGAGAAGUUAUAUGAAGAAAUGGUAUUUAAAAGUUGGGAAGAAGCAUUUGACACGUUAAAACUAUAUUCUCAAUAUGAAGGGUUUAAGCUAAAGAAAGGAUGGGUUAAAAAGACUUCUAAUGGAACUAUACAAAAAAGAUCAAUGUUGUGUGAACACAGCGGCGAAUAUAAAUCUAAAAACAUGCAAUUGACUAAAGAAACAAGCACAAAAUAUAUCAAAUGUCCAUGUGAACUUACCCAAGAAACGUAUGAUAGGGUAGAAUUUUAUGUAAAUACUGUUAAGUUAAAGCUACUACAAAUUCAGAGAGCUUUACGAAAAGAAUUUUCUGACCACGAAGUUUACCUUUCUGAAAUUCAUAAAGCAACAACAAAAUAUUAUAGUAGAAAACGAAAGGAUAUGUUAAAUAAUGCUGCAUCAUUGUACAAAGAAUUAGUAAGAAGAAAAAAUGAAGAUCCUCGAUGGUAUGUUGCAAUUGAGUGGAACCGAGAAUCACAUAGCCUUCAAAAGCUAUUUUAG